Messenger RNA from Cetraspora pellucida, 624 nucleotides. The record is from the annotation of a GenBank genome assembly. NCBI's taxonomy places the organism in Eukaryota, Fungi, Glomeromycota, Glomeromycetes, Diversisporales, Gigasporaceae.
AUGACAAAUCUAGAAAGAUCUUUAUCUGAAUCGGCAGUUGUUGAAACGACAAUAUCAAUUAUUUCAAGUAAUGUUAUAGACAAUAAAUUAUCAACUAAACCAGAAGAAAAACAUAAAGAUAAUGAUUUAAAUGAUAGUAGUAAAGUAACUAAUGAGGCAGCGAAAUAUGGUUCGCUUUGUAAUUUUGGAGAUUUGCCUUAUUGGUGUCAAGAUAAUCGUGAUAUAGUCAGUGGAUACCGAAGACCAACUUGUUCAUAUCUCAAGUGCGCAUAUUCAUUAUUUUACAUUCAUAAUGAGUUUGCUUUGGGAUUAAGUGCUGUCAUACCACUAACACAUGCAAUAAUUCUUUAUGGGGUUACACUUUGUUUUUCAGUAAUUUCGUUAAGAUGGUUAAUAUUAACUGGUAUACUUUAUAUUGCAGGAGCAUUAGUUUAUGGAACAAGAAUACCAGAAAAAUGGUAUCCUGGAAAAUUCGAUAUUUGUGGUUCAUCGCAUCAAAUAUUUCAUUUUUUUGUAGUAGCAGCAGCAUUGAUUCAUUAUUAUGGUGUCAUGCAAUCGAUGAUGUACUGGCAUAAAGAAAAUCACGAAUGCACAUUGGAUAUUGAAUCGAUGAAAUUUAAUUAA